Messenger RNA from Sycon ciliatum, 5127 nucleotides. Its product is annotated as VWFA and cache domain-containing protein 1-like. Gene Ontology annotation, cellular component: voltage-gated calcium channel complex. Gene Ontology annotation, molecular function: voltage-gated calcium channel activity. Lineage: Eukaryota; Metazoa; Porifera; Calcarea; Leucosolenida; Sycettidae. The transcript is spliced from 29 exons. The record is from RefSeq and is a predicted model, not a curated record. Bases 677 to 4369 code for a protein of 1230 amino acids.
GGCAAGUAAGUAGUUAGUUGUAGCUUCCUGAUUUUGGUGUCUUGUGAUGACUUCACUGCACGCCGCCGACGCUCACUACUGUUUUUAGACCUUCUACUUCUAGCUGCUCUGUACUAGUAGUAGUAGUAGUGGUACUAUACUGUCUACAUUAUAACACAUCACUGAGUUAUUCUGUCGGCAUCGAAACAGGACUGCCCGGUGUUCAGAAGUCAGUAGAUAGCCGUGUUCUUCAUUUUCUUCUUUCACGCCCACUUGCUGAAUGUGACUUCAGACAAGUAACUGUUUUACAAAGUAACAGUUGUAUUGUGUUGAGCCUGAGCCAUCCCUCUGUGGUCUGUGUGGACUACCAGAAAGGCAGAAUCAACAAGCAGUAGCUGCUAGGAAGCUUGAGCCGAACCGGAUCCGCGGACGCAGCCUAGCCCGCAUGCUCGGUGCACUCCGAUUUCACGGUGCACGUGUAACACGGUGUGCCUCUUCAAGCUCUUGCCUUGCAAGCUUGAACAGCGAAUUUUUGAAAUAAUUACUUGAACAACAGCAGAUGAAAGUGCACAUCAAGUCUUGAGUCUUGGUGUGCAGACCAAGAAUCACCAGGCUUUGCAGUAGCCUGCGUUCCAGUAUUUUCUAAGCUCGCCUAGUCAGGCUUGACGUUCUUCUGGCUUCCUGUGCGGCAUCAGCCAUGUGGCGUUCAUAUCUCAUCAUAGUCUGCAGCUUGCUGGGCCUGCAGCUGUUGUGCAGCACACAAGUUACACUGGGACAAACAUUUUCAACAAUCUCUUCAAGCCAAAUGCAGCAGAGGCUGAGGACAUUUUCUACAUCUGCUCUUUCCGUGCAGGCAAUGCAGGAGUUGUAUAACAAUAAUGCGGAGCUGUCCACAUCACCUGCGCUGAAUGGUGCCACUAUUGCCAAUAAUCUUGCAACUCAAGUGGCGUCACGUCUUACCUCUCGCCUGAGCAUAGUUACCUCGCUUCGUUCACGAGCGCGUGAUGCGUACAAUGGCGGGCAGACAUCUAGCACCCUGACUGAGUGCUGCAGGCUGUCCCGGAACAGUGUCAGCUUUGAUGCUCGCUUCAAUCAAACGGUCAACCUUGACAAUGGAUGUGAUCGUAUCAGUGCUAGUGCAUCAUCCUCACGGUCCACCAUCAGCUCUACAAUCACUGCCGAGGCAAAGGCACAGCUGAACCGUGUUCCGGAGGCAAGAUUCCAAUACUUUGGAUCGGAAGAAGGCUAUGCAACACUGUAUCCUGGCAUCAAUAUCACUGAUUGCUCCGAUUAUGACCCAAGAUUCAGACCGUGGUAUGUGGCAUCUGCAGUGCCCACACCCAAGGACCUGGUCAUUGUAGUGGAUGUUAGUGGAUCUAUGGGCGAUAUUGUACCCAAUUCCGGACGUCAAAGUCGUCUUGACCUUGCUAAAGUUGCCGUCGCAUCUAUAUUGAACACACUAUCAGACAGAGAUCGGGUCACUGUUGUGCCGUUCUCUGACAUUGUGGAGUCCAUCGGUGGCAGUAGUAGCGAAGCAGGGUGCUUUGACUCUGAGCUAGGCCUGGUAUCUCCGUACAGCGUUAGACUUCUGACUAGACUGGUCAAUGGUCUCAAUGCAAACGGUGGAACAAGAUAUGCAACUGCUAUUGAAGCUGCUUAUGAGCGCCUCGAUGUGCCAGAACUGCGGCCGGAGAGAAGAGCAGAGAAAGUAAUCAUUUUCUUGACGGACGGUGCGCCAUCGGACGGCUCUCAGGUCUUGCCUGCUCAGCGCAUUGCAGCCGCCAAGUUCCAGUACACAGUGACUGUGUUGACGUACGCACUUGGUCCCUCCAUCUCCGAUCCGACUCUGCUAUCUAACAUGGCUGCUCAGAGAUAUGGCAGUGGCUUCUCGCUGCCAUCUAGCGGAGCUGUCGGUCGAUAUCAGCAAAUCGCUGACUUCAACAACCUACGCGGCAGCCUGUCUCUGUACUAUUCGUUCUUUGCCACUGAGGUUUCCACGUCGUCGACUACCAUUACAAUGCCGUACUACGAUGCAUUUGGCCUGGGUGCCAUUCUGACCGUGGCAGCACCAGUCUAUGCUGGGCCAACGACCAAUCUUCGGCUGGCUGGUGUUGUCGGUGUCGAUGUCACGGUGUCCGACCUCUUCGGUGAUAUCUCGUACUUCUCCGAUGCUGAGCACCAGUAUGCAUUCAUGAUCAACAAUGAUGGUGAAGCCGUCCUUCAUCCUCUUCUUUCGCUGCCCGUGGAUCUGUCCACUGAUCCUCUGUUUCAAGACAUCACGCUCCUAGAGCCGGACGCUGCAUUCCGUAGCAACGUGUACAUGCAGAUGAGAAACCGUACAACAGGGUCAGCCACUUUCACUGCAACGCGAUUUCAGAUGAUUGGUAAUAGUCAAUAUGAAGGCACAGUGCGUGUAUCAGUGAUGUCAUCUUAUUACUGGCAACCGAUUUCUGGAACUGAGUUCAUCGUCGGUGUAGUUUUGAAUCACGAUGCCUCCAAUGAAGUUGAUGCUCUAAUUAACCAAGCCCGAAGUUCAGUGAACACUCUGUACCAUCGACUAGACCUCAAUGUGCGCGGACAACGGUGCAGUCAGUUUGGGCAUCUUGCCGUGAGAGAUCUGAGCGCGGUCAAAUUUUCACCAGAAGCAUUCCUCAAUCCGUCGCAGUAUCUCAACGUGCCGGAGACAUCUCAGACUGUUUCCAGCUAUCUGAGCUACUUGGAUGGCAAUGGUGCCAACUCCUAUUUCAAGGAUACAAUUCGCAACUCGGUUCGCUUGACAUCGGCGCUGGAUGCACUAUGGAAUAGCCCUGCGGCUGGUCUGUACUCACGCUCGGUUGUGUGGAGGUAUAUUGGUAGCAUAGAUGGCAUGUUCCGCAUCAUUCCAGGAACACAGCUGCCCACCGCAUACGAUCACUUGCGUCGUGACUGGUUUACAAGGGCCCUGAGUAACCCAGGAGAUAUAACCCUGUCACCACCCUACCUUGAUGCAUUUGGUGCUGGCUAUGUUGCCACACUUAGUCAGAGUAUUCACCAAUCAGUCAACCGCUCUGUACCAGCUGUUGGUGCUGUGAUGGGCGUGGAUUUUACCAUGGGCUUUCUCGGCUUGACCAUUGAACAAGUGUACCCGGAAUGCCGCAAUACGUACAGGUGUGUGAUAGUGGAUAGAUCUGGCUACUUGGUCUACCACCCUGACUUUGUAACUACCGGUCAAGACCCACAAUGGGUUCAUUUGGGCCGUAAGGAACCUUAUCUGAUGAGAGACCUGCAGGGCAGAGGCUUCGCUCAGAGGAUUAACUGCGCCAAGUAUGAUGUGCAAACACGCUAUGUUUCAUGGAGGAUAAGCGUCACUGGCCGCAUCACUGGAACUCUCACUUGUUCCGAGUCUGUCCCAUAUGUGCUUGAACCCAUUUCCGGUACCAAUGUGUACAUUGCAUUCAUGCAAUCCACCGGUUGCUCACAGCCAAACAAUAACGUUUGUCAGUGCAAUAGUAACGGGCUGGGUAGAUGCACGCGUUCAUCACUCUGCGAGUGCCCGUGUACACGAGAUCUUGAUUACAGCGCAUGCACGAAUAGCUUUACGGGAUCAUCACUUGUGUAUGACGUUUGUCCUGCGGAGAUUGCUGGCUUGCCUGUCAUACCGCGACAGCCAUCAUCUAUUGUGGGCCUGGAGGGUUGCUUCAAUGGCACUUGCUCAGGGCUCACCCAGUCUAGUGACUGCCGUGCAACUCAAGGCUGUGCCUGGUGUACCAGGAGUGCGUCUGGUACUGAGCUGUCGUCCAGUUUCUGCACAACCGACUGCCAGUGCUUCGGUGGCCGACAAGGCGAAAAAAACCCGAGUGGCAACUGUGUGGCUCCGCAAGGUGGGGGUGACGGCGAUGAUGAUGACUCCGGCUCAGGUGGUCUGUCUGGUGGUGCUAUUGGGGGAAUAGUGGUUGGUGUGGUGGUGGUCUGCUUUAUUGUCUUCAUUGUGAUCUCGAAAAGCUCGUCCGGUGGCUCGUCCGUAAGCUCAAGCCAGCCAGCGGUGAGGACUUCCGCUGUCAAGCAUACCCAGCCAGCAGCUGCUUCUUAUGGAGGUGCUCCAGAAGCACCUUCGGGAGCGCUGCGUCGACCUUCCGAGCCGACCGCUCCAGCAGCAACCUCAUACAACCCGCCGCCGGCCAGCAAUCCUGCAGCCCCUCCAGACUACUCAGCCGCUGUGAACAUCGGUUCAGACUUCCAGUCAACGGGCUAUUCAGCAGCACCGUACCCGUCAAGCACUACCGCUCCGUAUCCGUCAAGCACUACCGCUCCGUACCCAUCAUCUAACCUGCCAUACCCGUCCGCGGCGACAUCGGGGCCGUAUCCACCAUCCACUGCAGAUCCCAACUACCCUACUAAACCAGCUUACUAAAUAUCAUCUCUGUCAGUUGCUAGUUAUAUACAUAUCCAUUUCAGGCAAUAAUUAGGAUUUAGGACAUAAAUAUUUUACUGCAAGCCACAAGGGAGUGUGUGUGUAUGCCAGUACUGCAUGCGUUUUAAUAAUGACAGUAUAGUGUCAUUGCCGCUGCGGACUGAUUUCCCUUCCAGAGUAGGCUAGGCCUAUCAGUCGUGAGGGUCUCUUGCGCCGCCGCUCACCUCAAUCACACACUAUCGCACAUGAUCGUGUUUAGAUUACAGCCCUCUAUGGCGCAGUGUCAAAUUCGAGCUGAACAAUGUUUCCGUCUGACAUUAUAACAGUCAAUGGGUCGUGUGUUAGCAUUGUGCCGAGGAGUGGAUUCCCUUUUCUCAUGAUCUGACAUCCUCGCUAUUUCUAGGUCUCGUCGUACGAUAGAGUAACGGCUAUUUCAAUCCUGUGUUGGUCACGGAAGUAGAUUUCUAUUUUUAGCUCUUACUUUGUGUGUAUCUUGCUUGUGUUUACCAAAGCGUGGUUGCCGUUGUCUAUUUUUGCGUUUAUAUGGGCUGCAGUGAAACUCCUGCUGACAAUUUGUAAAGUUAGGUUCUGCUUCUGAGUGUUGUAAUUUCUUCUUCUUUCUCCUCCGCAUCUCAUUUGAUUACUCAUCUACAUUUAGCCACACUUUUCUGCUGCUGUGCAGUUCUGUCACAACCUUUUGUGUAUCCUUGAUAGAGCGCUUCAUGAACUUACAAGACUUACAAGUUCCAGUCCGGUCA